UGUGCGGCUGUGAGCCGUGCAGACGGCUUCCUUCGCCUCCCUGAAUCCAUCGGGUCCGUCGUCGCGUCUCUCCUCUCGGCCGAUCAGUCGGCCAUCGGAGUUUACCUGAUUCGCCAGUACCGCCGCGCCGUCGCGUCUCUCCCGAUCUCGGGUCACAUCCAUUCGAUGUCGCGAGCCAGAGAUCGGAUAAGGGACGACACGGCGUCUCAGUUCACGCAAUCUCCCGUCCUCGAUAAACCGAUAAAGAGAGAAAGAGAAGCGACCAGGUAUCGAUAAAGAGAGACGCCGUGGAUUUUAACUAUGACGCGACUCGAUGAUCUCGAGGUCGGCCAGGACGAAUCUUCUCCCGCACGAUGUGGCACCCCCUCGAAGUAGCGUGCCCUACGACUCUUGAGCCGUCUCGCAUCGAAUGCGAGAAGGACGCAGAAUCCUCCGAGAAAGGAUCCAUUGACGAAAGAUAAGUCGAGGAGAGCAGCUACAGCUCGGGUGGUUCCCGAAUAGAGUGCGUCCCUCCUCUCCUCUCAACGCGUCGCGUCGCGUUCCGUCGCAACGAUUUCCGUCUAAUGUUUCUUGGAGCCGAUAACGAAGUGAAUCUCUGAGUGAUCUACGAGUUCGCGGGAAUCGGUUUAAUCAAUCGGGAUAAAGAAAAUAUAUAUUCGAAUGCGGAUAAGGUCGCGCGGGGUCGACUAAGUAGCCAUAAAGAAGAUUCGGCGACCUACCCGACCCGAUAAAUCGCGCUCCGAUAACCCUCGAUUAAUUAUCGAGCCUCUCCUCUUCCUGCGCCGGAGAUUUCUUACCGAGAAUCCCGCUUAUCUGCGACCGAUAUCCACGAGAUGCAUUUUACGUCCCGUCGAAAUUUGCCAUUUAAUUUGCCGAUGAUUAUUUGAGUGAUAUUCUUAACGUUUUCGAGAAUGCGUUCUUGAACUCGCGAAUCUUUGUCAUCUAUGAGAGAUAUAGUUUUUGGUGAUCGUGGGCACAUUGGCCGCCGUCAGUGAGAGUGUCUUUUGCGUUUAAUUAAAAAUGGAAGCCCAUCAUAAUAACAACGGCUUGUCGUCAUUGUCGGAGAGUAAAGCCGGCUCUUCCAGCAACGAACAUGGCAACAAUAAUUCCUUGGACGAUGCUGUGGGCAAGCUACUGCAAGGUAUGCAAUUUUUGGCGAUACUAGAGAUUGCGAGAUGUGUCUGCUGCAGGAUUCUGAGCGACGGCGAGAAGCAGCCGUUCAUCGAGGAAGCCGAGAGACUGAGGAACGCACACAAGAAGCAGCAUCCGCACUACAAGUAUCAACCUCGUCGCAGGAAGCCGAAGUCGGACGAUCAGAUGGGCAUCAUCGUGCACAGAGGCGGGCUUCCGUCGCCGGGGACCUCCCUCGACUCCUCGGCCGGCUCCUCGGACUGCACCUACGCCCGCUUGUAUCCGGACACCGGCGUGAAGGCGUACGAACGACCGACGACCUACCACGAACCGAAGUCCAGCGCCUACGACCUGGCCCGACCGGUCUGGGUCAACGAGACGGUCGCGAAGUAUUCCGCCGUCGAUCAUCCUACCAAGCCGACGUACGAAACGACGGCCAGAAGCUACGCCGAGGCGAAGUGCCACGAGGUCGCCAAGUACCACCAUGAGAUGGCCGGCACCAAGUACCACCACGAGAUGACCGGUACCAAGUAUCAUCACCACCACGAGUCGACGGCGACCAAGUAUCCGGAUCUACAGACCAAGCCCUACGAUCUGCCCAAAUACCCGGACGCCAAAGGGUAUCCGGACGGUCUCAAGUACUCCGCGGAAAUGAGCAGCGGCGCGGCCGCUGCCGCUAAAGCGCCCUACGCUUGUGUACAUGGACAAUACUACCCUACCGCAGAGGGAUACGCUGUGCACGGUGAAGAGAAUGAUUACCAGCCGCAGACUGUGUCGUCGCAUCCCUCCUUUUACCCCUACAUAUCGGCGCCCAUGGCGCAACCGCCGUACUACAUGGGACCUCGAUAGACCGCGAGCUGAAGAUGGGAGGCGAUACGAAACAAUUCUUGGAGAUUUUCACAAGGCCGAAUGAGACUGCGCGGCAUAAAAUCGAGUAAAAUACAAUCGUAAACUAUUGCCCGUCGGAUAGGAAACUAUUUACUAUGGAUAAAUUAGUCGAGACAAUAUUUCUGAUGAAUGAAACCAAGACUGCGUUAUCCUCUCCCUCUGAUUGCGAGUCGUGUUUGAGUCUUGAUGUAACGCAGCGGCGUGUGCGUGUAUGUGUAUGUAUGUGUGUGCUUGAUAAACUUGGAGCGUAGACGAUAGUACGCUAUUAACGACCCAUCGAGAUUUAAUUCAAUCGAAUAUAUAUCGGGCGUUUAAUAAAACUCUGUAAAGUACUUAAAACAAUAGCGGUGUUGUACUUAAUGACAUUAAAUUCAGUUACUUAACUUUAUUCUACAAAGCGAGACAUAUUAUUCGAUUGCUUUGUAACCUUUUUUUUUUUAAUUUAUUAGACAUUACAGGCGCGCGCUACGCGCGUGCCAUUUAGCUAUUUACCUAUGUUUGAAUAUAUAUUACGAGUCAACACACAAUAGGUUUGAGAACAGGUAACCUUUUAACUGUCAUUAAAUUUGUUUACAAUACAAAUAAAUCAGAUCUAUUACCUAAGUA
Temnothorax curvispinosus is the source of this 2625-nucleotide messenger RNA. Its product is annotated as transcription factor SOX-8-like. The coding region runs from base 1021 to 1980 and encodes 319 amino acids. Lineage: Eukaryota; Metazoa; Arthropoda; Insecta; Hymenoptera; Formicidae. Gene Ontology annotation, biological process: regulation of transcription by RNA polymerase II. The record is from RefSeq and is a predicted model, not a curated record. The transcript is spliced from 3 exons. Gene Ontology annotation, cellular component: nucleus. Gene Ontology annotation, molecular function: RNA polymerase II cis-regulatory region sequence-specific DNA binding; DNA-binding transcription factor activity, RNA polymerase II-specific.